Messenger RNA from Salmo salar (Atlantic salmon), 2518 nucleotides. Its product is annotated as serine/threonine-protein kinase/endoribonuclease IRE1. Gene Ontology annotation, molecular function: RNA endonuclease activity; protein serine/threonine kinase activity; ATP binding. Lineage: Eukaryota; Metazoa; Chordata; Actinopteri; Salmoniformes; Salmonidae. Gene Ontology annotation, cellular component: IRE1-TRAF2-ASK1 complex. The record is from RefSeq and is a predicted model, not a curated record. Gene Ontology annotation, biological process: intrinsic apoptotic signaling pathway in response to endoplasmic reticulum stress; mRNA processing; protein phosphorylation.
AAGUCUCUCUCAGUACUGAAUUUCCACGACAUGAGUCAAAAUCAUCAUCAAUCUUCUGGUCCUGCAGGAAUACAGAAGUAUAUCCUCAUUCGGUGUACGUCUCACAAGCUAUCAACAUCAGCGAGAGCAGAGCAAGUAAACUGGUACCUAAAUCACACCCUGCAUGGUACUGGUAGACCUGAACUUAUCAGACACGCCUCUAACUCAUCCCACUUGGGUAUAAGCUGUCUCAACAUCAGCAAGAGCAGAAGAAUAUCCUAUCCCUGACCAACAAUGGCUGUUCCUGAGCUGCUGCUGGCCACUCUGAAUGAUUUGGGCAAAGCAGAGCUGAAAACAUUUAUAUGGUACCUUCAUCAAGGCGUGGAAGGUUUCCCUCAAUGCAUCCCAGUGAGCCAGCUGGAGUACGCUGACAGAGAGGACACUAUCAGUAAGAUGGUGGGGACCUACCAACCUGAGGAUGCUGUGAAGAUUACACUGGAGAUCCUGAGGAAGAUGAACCAGAACCAAUUAGCUGACACGUUAAAUAAUAAAUAUGGCCCUGUUGGAGCUCUAGGAGAUGGUUUUAACAUGGGAGCAUCUUCUUCAGGGAGAUCUACAGGACAUUUUCAGCCAGAAGAUGGUUUUAGUAUUGCGUCUUCUUCAGAGAGCACUUCAUUGGAAGGUCAUGCAUUACCUCCUGCCUCUAAUACAUCGCCUGGGACUGGAAGACAAUCAGCUGAACUUGAUACGAAAUCAAAUAAAGAUGUAAUGUUAACGUAUGACAUCAAUCAAAUUCUGGGACAUGGUGCAGAUGGAACCAUUGUGUACAAGGGUACGUUAGGUGACCGUUCUGUGGCUGUGAAGAGGAUUCUUGUAAACUUCUUGAAAUUAGCAGAACGGGAGGUCCAGCUGCUUCUUGAGGUGGACAGUCAUGUAAAUGUGGUCCGAUACUUCUGGACUGAGAAGGAUGGGCAGCACCAGAACAUUGCCAUUGAGCUGUGUGCUGCAUCACUGAAGGAGUAUGUGAAGGACAAUAAUUUUAAUCGCCAUGGACUACAGCCUGUGGAAGUGUUAAAACAGACGAUGCGAGGACUGGCACAUCUGCACUCUCUCAAAAUAGUUCACAGAGAUGUGAAGCCCAACAACAUCCUGUUUUCUAUCCCAGACCACCAUGGCCAAGUCAUUGUCAAGAUCACAGAUUUUGGGAUGGCUAAGAAGUUGGAAAUGGGCAGACAAAGCUACAGCAUGAGUUCAGGAGCCAUGGGAACCGUGGGCUGGAAUGCCCCAGAGGUCCUGAAAAAAGACAGCAAAAACAACCCUACCAGUGCUGUGGACAUCUUCUCUGCCGGCUGUGUGUUUUACUAUGUUUUAACAGGAGGAGAACAUCCCUUUGGAGAUAUGGAAGAUGAAUUUGAUGUUGCCAUUAAUAUCAGACAAGGACAAUUCAGCCUCGUAGGAUUACAAGGAGACAAACACGAGGACAUCGUGGCUGAACACCUGAUCAAAUAUAUGGUGACGAAGGAGCAGCAGAGGAGGCCUUCUGCUGAGACUGUGCUCAAUCACCCUUUCUUCUGGAGCCUGGAGCAACAGCUGAAGUUCCUCAAGGAUGUGAGUGAUUGGAUUGAUGCACAGUCAAAGCUGAAGCGGUUGGAUGACUCAAUCAUCAAUCAGCUGGAGUCAGAGGCAGAAAAAGUGGUCAAGGGGAACUGGAUGGAACACAUCACUAAAGAUCUGCAAGAAAAUCUAAAAAAACGCAAAGGGGCAUAUAAAGAGGUCUCUGUUGUAAGUCUUCUACGGGCCAUAAGAAACAAGAGUAACCAUUACGAUGAAAUUCCUGAUCUCCAUGAGACGUUGGGCUCAAUCCCAGAAGGCUUUAUGCUCUACUUCACCUCCCGCUUCCCCCACCUGCUGCUGCACACAUACCUGGCCAUGCGCACCUGUGCUGAGGAGCUGACUUUCCAGAAAUACUACUCCAAGUUGAGAGAGGCGUGGAUGGUCUAUGACACACCCACAGCCUAAGACUCUAGGCUUUGCUUCUAUUGUUGUUUUCAUAACAUGAACCUGCAGUGCACUGAAUCCAGAGACAUUCCUUCUAUGUAGACCAACGCAAUGACAAUUCCAUAACUAGAUAGACUGUCAGUUCACUGUACUGUCAAUGUACUUUAUUGUUGUGAUUCAAAAGUGACCUUAGCUUUUUUUAAAGUCUGUUUUUCUAUUGUAUUCUGUAUGAAAUAGCAUUCUUUAUGCAUGAAUGUAUUCCUGAUCCAAUGUGGACCCUGACACAGGCACAUCCAACGGAGACGUUUCUUUAUAAGUGCAUAGUUGUCCUUUUAUUCACUGUACUUUGUUUUGUUUAUGUAUGUCCAUAGAUUAUUUAAUGCUUUAUAGAUGAUGCCUGUACCAUGUUUGACUAUAAUGGCUUUUAGUGCCUCAACUCAAUUUGAGUGGUCCACAAUGUUUUUAUUUUAUUUUGUAUCUGUAUUUUGUAUUUUGUAUCAUUGUGUAGUAAGAUGAGAAAUAAAGAAACCCGCACACUGCU